GGUCAGCAGGGGCGCUGUGCCGCUUCAGGUACAGGGGGCGCGUCUGCAAGGGGAAGCGGGUUUCAAUUUCAAACCCAAAUAGUCCGAGGGACGAGCCAGCGGCUUGUGGGAAAGCGCUAAUACGAGAUAGUUACACUACCGCGUUUAGUCAUAGCAACUGUAACACUAUUCAGACCACAUCUGUAUAUUUGCCCCACGUCGUGGUAAAAGUGCGUUACCCGCCGUGUCUCCGCUCCAGUUUUCCGCGCCUGGGGUUGAUUUUUAUUCUGGAUAACAAACCGUCGCCUGCCUGGCUUGCUUGCUGCAGGUGUUUUUGACGACUACGGAUAGUUUACCACAUUAGUUACUCACGCACAUAUUUACAUCUUACAUUUUCAACAUGCCGAGGUCCAACAGGCAAAAGGAAUACAAACCCGGAGAUCUUGUGUUUGCUAAGAUGAAGGGCUAUCCACACUGGCCUGCAAGGAUUGACGAGUUACCCGAAGGAGCUGUAAAGUCGCCUUCAAACAAGUACCAAGUGUUCUUUUUUGGAACACAUGAGACGGCCUUCCUGGGGGCCAAGGAUUUGUCCCCAUAUGAUGAAUGCAAGGAGAAGUUUGGAAAAGCAAACAAGAGGAAAGGAUUUGCUGAGGGACUCUGGGAGAUUGAGAACAACCCCACGGUCACGCAUGAAGGCUAUGAGUCAUCGAAGAAGGACAACACAUCAGAAGGAGCAGGGGAUACGGGCAGUUCAGAAAAAGCAGAUGCAGAAGGCAGUAGUGACGAGGACGAAGGAGCCCUGGUCAUUGACGAGAAAAAUGAGAGGGGAGGAACCAAACGAAAAGCAGAGGAGUCCACAGAGACCUCUCCGAAGCGGCCAAAGGAUUCAGAAGCGGAAGGUGAUUCUAAAGUAGACGGCAACCAGUCUAACAUGGAGCCCAAGCUCAACGAUGUGGCUGGACCCAAGGCGACUGCUCCUAGUGAGUCGAAACCAGAGGCCCAGGAAAAUGCAGCAGAGAAGCCUGCGACAGACAGCGCUUAACAUCGACUCAGAAGAAAACCACGAACCUUUGACGCUUUUCUCUGGAAUUUAAGCAUCAACACAAUUACCUGCAGGAUGCCAGAUUUCAGCCGUUUAAUUAAUAAGAGAAUUUUAAAACAAACAAAUAAAUUUAAAAAAAAAAACAACAUAAAUGUUUGUAUUGAGAGACAAACAAAUACUCAUUUGCCAUUUUUUGGGAUAUCAUAUAUCCCAGAAAGAAAAAGUUUGCUAAUCUGAUUUCAAAACAAUUGAAUUGAGCACUUUAGGGCUCAUUUAUAAAUGGGAUUUUGGUGUGUAUAUAUUUUUUAUUUCUAAGUGCAAUUACAACGACUGAAUGCUAGGUGUCAAAACAUUUUUCAGCUUAGAGGGGAUAAACACUGAAUAUAUGGUAAAUUUAAGAAACAAACAAACAUUAAAAUCACAAGGAAAAAACCAUUUAUUUGACAAAUGCUCCCAUUUGAUGGUUUUAAAAAGUAGAUAUUGUACAGGCGAUAGAACAAAUUUUCAUCAAUGCUCUUAGCUUAAGUUCAUAAUUUUACUGCUUCCAUUUGUAUCACCUAGCUUUUCAGCCUCAUUUAAAUAAUUUAUUCAUUCAUUGGAAAUAUGAUUGAAUAUUCAGAGGUUGUUUGUUUGUGGUUUUUUUUUUUCUGCCCCCGUUAAUCAUCGUCUGUUUUGCCCUACAACAUUUGUUGUUUCAGUGUGUAUGCUUGAUUGCGAGUGACCAAAGUACGUGAUUCAUUUCACAGGAACCCAUAUGUGGAAUUAAUUAUGUAAACCCCUUUUGAGAAAAGCAAAUUUAGGAUUUAAGCCCCUCUGCUACUCAGUUUAGGCUUCAGUCAUGCAGGCCUAGAAACCAGUUGGCAACUAUCUGGCAACCACUUAAAUGUGUAUUCCCAAUCACUUGGUGAGAAGUUUCUGGCAGUUGCAAGGUGAAACUGAUUGCAAAGAAAUAUACGGCGCUGCACUGAAAACCUGCUUUGCGUGCUCUCAAGUUGCUGUACUUGUGUAGAAGAUGCCGACUUGUCUGCAGACAUUUGUCACCUAGUUGCGUAGCUGUAGUAAAACACAACUCAGAAACUGAGACUGUUCCCCAAAGAUGUUGGGUGCAAACUUGUAUUCUGAAGUCGGAACGUUCUUCAUUUCCACUUUGUGUCAAACUUUCAAAAAGUUUCACUUCCGCAGAACCAUUAGUUGGCAAGUGUUUGCAGACAACUCGGUGUCUCCCUCCCAAACUACAGUAGACUGUGGUAACCUGCUAGUAACCAAAUUAAUCACAAGGAGGGAUUAAUUGUAAUUCUAACAGAUCUAGAAUUAGUGACUAAGCCCAUGAACACAAGAGUCAAGAUAGAAAGCUGUUUUCCCAGAAUUCAAUAGGACCAGAAGUCUAUUUAUAAUUACAGUUCAGAUAGAAUGCAGAUUUAGGGCACUUCCACGUUAGCUUCAUCCAUGUCUUUUACUGAUAUCAGCUAGAAACAACCGCUCGCCAAAUGGUCAGAGAGUGCACGUUUCUUCUUGGUGACCGGAGGUUGCUUGGGAGUUACCGACCUGUCCCUAGGCCUGUGUGACUGAGGCCUUACGUAAGGAGACAUUCCUGAGUGAUGUUCUGUCUGAGCAGAAUCUUUAAACUUUAGCAUCAGGUUUCCCAAACAUCGAUUAAUUCUAGUGGCAGACUUGGAAAAAAAUUUAGAAAAAAAUGCUGGUGUAGGCUUAAUCCUUAUCUGGGGAAAUUGAGCCUUAAAGGUAAUGUGGAGCAGUGGUAAUGACUGCAAGGGAAAGGUUGUUGGCAUCACCCCUCCAUGUGGAAAUUAUCUGGAAAAGUCUUCUAAAACUCAGUUUCAUGUUGUGAUUUCAUGUUUAGCUUACAGUAGUUCCACUGUUGCUUGAAGCUGUU
This is a messenger RNA of Neolamprologus brichardi, 2912 nucleotides long. RefSeq names its product hepatoma-derived growth factor-like. The record is from RefSeq and is a predicted model, not a curated record. Lineage: Eukaryota; Metazoa; Chordata; Actinopteri; Cichliformes; Cichlidae.